ACGAUAUAACCACCAACAAUAAUCUCUAUUAUCUCCUCAUUCCCCGAGAAAUGCUCCUCUUCACUCAGGAUUUAAGGGGAUGCGAUUAGUCGUGCGAAUCCUACAUUUCCUUCCCGACCGUCCCGCCUACGGAGUUCAUGCUUGGACCAAACCCUGCGUAUGUCGAACCCGUCUAGCUGGUACGAGGCCUAAACCAUGGGUUGGAGGCGGAGUGAGAGCCUUGGGUCAGCUCUCAUUCGGUAUUUAGCUGAGAGCCGAGCCAACUUCCCUACCCGGAAAGCGAUGAAACUGCGUACGAAGUUGUCUCGUCUAAAAGGAAGGCUCUGGCGCACUGGUCGCAAUGUCAAGCGGUGCUUUAUUUAUUGCCCGAGGAGAACCAAUUCUUCGUCGCUUGAGGACAGGUAUCAAGCAGGCGAAGCCGCCCAGACAGAGCCCUAUGAAGCGCUCUCUUUCGGGGAAGACAAUGCCCUCCCGGUUAUAGAGCCGCCAUCAGGUUUCCCUUCAGCUACGGAUCGUUCUGUCGAGACUUUUCGAAGACUAGACCACACCUACACAUGCGAAUGCCGGUCACUGCUCCUUGAGAGACUCAGACUAGUCAUGGCAAAUAGUCUAAUACCUGUCCUUGAGGAGUUUAGUUCGUGUUGCUGUGGACAAGAUCGGUUUGGUGGCGCUCCCACCGAUCGCUCAUUGUCAAGCGGGUAUGACACGAUAUCAACACGAACACUCUCUUUGGAGCGCCACGGUGGUAUUCGGAUCGAACUACGUAACGGAAUGUUCGGAGCAUCCCUGGCCGCAUGUCAGAACGAGUCUCUGUCCUGUUGUGAAUGGGGAAGCAGUUCCUCAUCCAGCUAUCCACGACCCAGAGCUUUAUCUGAGCCAUUGAAUGACAGGGUCUUAGUUGUAAGGCUACCUCGUGGCCGGGCAGUAUGCCAUAGAACGGCAUCUGGGCAGGGCGAGUGUCAGGGCCGCAAUCUCUCCGAAUGCAGUAACUGUUUUACAGACCAAUGGCAUCACAGGCCUGCGGAAAGCGUUCCCGCAUGGAUCAAUGACCUUCCAGAUUGUCCCAUUCCAGGAAUAACGGAUCCCUCAAUACUGCACCGACCGCUGCGACGGAAGAGGAAAAUGUCAGAUUUAUGCCGUCAGGGGAGCUGAGCGAAUAUAUGAAACUAAUAAAACUGGGAUCUGGCCAUGAGGCUCAGGGCCUAUUAAUGCUCCAGUGCGGGGAAUGUACGUUAUGCAUGAUGUGUAUGUGAAUUAUGGGAGAUGAGGGAAGGUUAAUAGAAAAAAAAAAAAAAAAAAAAAGGAUACAGACAGGAACUUAUAUGUAAGGGAGCUUAAGGGUAGUGACCCAACUUAGGGAGAGAGUAAAUGCUACUAGGAUAAGU
Coccidioides immitis RS is the source of this 1385-nucleotide messenger RNA. RefSeq lists its product as uncharacterized. The coding region runs from base 196 to 1152 and encodes 318 amino acids. Lineage: Eukaryota; Fungi; Ascomycota; Eurotiomycetes; Onygenales; Onygenaceae. The transcript has 3 exons. The record is from RefSeq and is a predicted model, not a curated record.